Saccharomyces eubayanus is the source of this 222-nucleotide messenger RNA. RefSeq names its product ubiquitin-like protein HUB1 (gene HUB1). The record is from RefSeq and is a predicted model, not a curated record. Gene Ontology annotation, molecular function: protein tag activity; protein binding. Gene Ontology annotation, biological process: mRNA splicing, via spliceosome; protein modification process. Gene Ontology annotation, cellular component: nucleus; cytoplasm. NCBI's taxonomy places the organism in Eukaryota, Fungi, Ascomycota, Saccharomycetes, Saccharomycetales, Saccharomycetaceae. The transcript has a single exon. The coding region runs from base 1 to 222 and encodes 73 amino acids.
AUGAUUGAAGUGGUCGUUAAUGACCGAUUGGGCAAAAAGGUCAAAGUGAAAUGCCUUGGUGAAGACACCGUGGGUGAUUUCAAGAAAGUGUUGUCUUUACAAAUAGGCACUCAGCCAAACAAGAUUGUUUUGCAGAAGGGUGGGAGCGUACUGAAGGACCACAUCUCUUUGGAAGACUACGAAGUGCAUGACGAGACAAACCUGGAACUGUACUACUUGUGA